Messenger RNA from Stylophora pistillata, 1952 nucleotides. Its product is annotated as SPRY domain-containing SOCS box protein 3-like. Lineage: Eukaryota; Metazoa; Cnidaria; Anthozoa; Scleractinia; Pocilloporidae. Gene Ontology annotation, biological process: proteasome-mediated ubiquitin-dependent protein catabolic process. Gene Ontology annotation, molecular function: protein binding. Gene Ontology annotation, cellular component: SCF ubiquitin ligase complex. The record is from RefSeq and is a predicted model, not a curated record.
ACAAAAUAGAUUCUAAAAAAAAUAGCUAUUAGGAUAUGCAACGCAAAAAAACUUAAAACGUUUUAAUAUUUGAAAACAAAUCCCGUGAUUUCAGAUUGGAGGAGAGACACGAAUGUAUGAGCCCGCGUUGAAGGCCGAAGACCUUUUUGACCAGCAGGCUACGCCUUAAUAUUGUUUUGCAACAAGAACAAACAGAAUAUUGAUAAGCCUCACUCGAGGAAGUAAUGGUAAUUAAUUUCGCGGAGAGAAAUCGUUAGAGCAAAAGUGUUUAUCCCCAAGUCAAUCGGAGGUUUGUCGUGAAUUAUGGCAUUGGUUCAGACAAGUUUUUACGCCAAUCCUUUGGAGACUUCCAGGCUUUCACAGCGCGAACUUCUCGCGCGCAUUUUCGGCCAUCAAGAAGCUAGCGAACAUGCCCACGGUAUGGAUUUCGAAGAAAGCUUCAGUGAUUCAGGCUCUGACCAUGAAAUGGAGGAAUGCAAUGAAGAUUUUGACUGGAAGUGGGAUCCCAAUACACUCUCAUCUUCUGUGUCCCUUACACGAGGUAAUCAAGAGGUGCUGUUCCAUCCUGAUUACAGCUGUGGAACUGCAGCAGCAAAAGGCUCCCAGCCCCUUUGUCAGGGGGGAGAAUACUACUGGGAAAUCAAGAUGACCAGUGCAGUCUAUGGUACUGACAUGAUGCUGGGAGUAUGUAAUGAUGACCUGGAUAUUACUCAAUACAAAACUUCAUUCUGCAGUCUUAUUGGCAAGGAUAGUAACAGUUGGGGGCUCUCUUAAACUGGUAAUUUUUAUCAUAAAGGAAAAGCCCAGAAGUUCUCCUCAAGAUUUGACCAUGGCUCAGUUAUCGGAGUUCAUCUGGAUACAUGGCAUGGGAAGCUUUCUUUCUUUAAAGACAAUGAGCCACUGGGUGUGGCAGCUAAUGGACUUAACGGGAAACCAUUGUAUCCUGUAGUGUCGUCAACUGCUGCAAGAACAAAGAUGAGGUUGCAACGUAGUUCAUCUUCAUCUUUUUCACUGCAGUAUCUGUGUUGUGCAGCAAUUGGUAAACAUCUUCCGAAUCUUGAAGCUCUCAAGGCUUUACCCAUACCCCCAGGGGUGAAACGUCAUCUUUGUAAUGAACUUGAGUGGAUCUUUAAGGUUCACCUUCCCUCACAAGUGAAGAAAACCAGUGGCACUGAUUUGUGAUGUCUGUUACUUAAACACAUUUUAAUUUGUAUCAAGGAAAUGAAAUGUCCUCAUUAAAUGGAAAUAGUGUCCUUAGUUGAACCUCAGUCAUGCUGGGAAAAGUGAACUAGAAUUAUAUAGCCAAUGAAGGAAAAGGUUUACUAAAUAUAUUUUUCAUAUGAUCAGAAUAAUGUUAAUACUGAAUAUGUAUAUGUUUUUGUGCAUCAGAAAUUGCUAAAUAAGUUGAGUUACUUAGUUCGAAGUUGUCAAAGUGAAUCUCAAGUACUGAAAACAGCUACCACACAGAUAUUGGUGUUAAUACUGAUAGUGUUCUUUUGUCUACUCAGCCAGAAGCUUCCUAUUUUGUUUAGAAUGACUUGAAAUACAAAUCCCUGGAAAUUUUAAAUGAGUUACUACAGCAAGAGAUAAGAUUAAAAUUUAUGGCUAAGUGAUUGCGGAAAUUGAAAAAUGUCGUGGGUAGUUGCGUUGGCUUCCAAAGUAUACAUUGAAUUUUUAUUUUAAAGUUAGGUACUAAAAGUUUAAACAACAACUAUAGACUGAGGUGCUUGGUUUAAAGACAGUUAUUUGUAGAAUUGUAUUUAUGAAACCUUUUUUUGUACCUAUCCUUAUAAAUAUGUCAAAGUAAAUUAUAAUUUAUAUCGUGAAAUAGGUCAUGAUAGUAAUUGUGGUAGAUAACACAUUACCAGAGAAAUCUCUUUUAUUGUUAUUUAUUUUGAAAAAGGAUGAAAAUAAGAGAGACAGUGUAUGUCAAAAUGCAAAUAAUCGAAAGC